AUGCGUGUUUCUGGCCUCCUGCCUUUCAUUCUGGCCACUGCGCCAGCCGUGGUCUCAGCCCGUGGCACGCUGGGUUUCUCCCUGGGUGACAAGAACGCCGAUGGCACUUGCAAGUCCACUAGCGACUAUGAGGCCGACUUCGACAACUUGAAGGACCUGUCCACCCUCGUCCGCACCUACUCUGGCACAGAGUGUGAUACUCCUCAAAACAUCCUGCCUGCUGCCAAGAGCAAGGGCUUCAAGGUUGUCCUUGGUAUCUGGGUCGGCUCCCAGGAUAAGAGUGAUAUGAGCACCAACGAUCCCUCAUUCACCAAGGACUUUGCGGCUCUGAAGGCGACCGUUCCUGGCCAUGAGGACGUCAUCGAGGCCAUCACCGUCGGUUCUGAGACCCUUUACCGUGGUGACUUAACCGGCCCCCAGCUCCACAACUACAUUAGCGCUGUGCAGAAGCAGUUCCCUAGCACCACCGUCGGUACCGCCGACAGCUGGAACAAGUUCGCUGACGGCACUGCUGACGACUUGUUCACCACCGAUACCGAAGCCAACCCCAUGGUCACCUACGUUCUGGCUAACGCCUUUGCCUACUGGCAGGGCACCCCUGCCGACAAGGCCUACAAGACCUACUUCGACGACAUGUCCGGUGCCAUUUCUCACAUCCAGAAGAUUGCCGGUUCCAACGCGGACAAAAUCAAGGUUGUUAACGGCGAGACUGGCUGGCCGACUGACGGCGGCUCUGACUACGAGGCUGCCAAGGCCGGCACCCAGAAUGCGGAGAAGUCCUGGAAGACCGGCGUCUGCGGUAUGCUCGCGUGGGGCGUGGACCUGUUCUACUUCGAGGCCUACGACGAAUCGUGGAAGCCCAACAGUGUUGGCGACAACGGCCAGGCCAUGAAUGAGAAGCACUGGGGUCUGUACACCGCUGACCGCAAGUCCAAGUUCGACACCUCCUGCCCUAACUAA
This is a messenger RNA of Penicillium cinerascens, 960 nucleotides long. RefSeq names its product 1,3-beta-glucanosyltransferase Bgt1 (gene bgt1). Gene Ontology annotation, cellular component: fungal-type cell wall; extracellular region; cell surface. The transcript has 3 exons. The coding region runs from base 1 to 960 and encodes 319 amino acids. The record is from RefSeq and is a predicted model, not a curated record. Gene Ontology annotation, molecular function: glucan endo-1,3-beta-D-glucosidase activity; 1,3-beta-glucanosyltransferase activity. Lineage: Eukaryota; Fungi; Ascomycota; Eurotiomycetes; Eurotiales; Aspergillaceae. Gene Ontology annotation, biological process: cell wall organization; carbohydrate metabolic process.